AGCAGGAGACUUUCACCCCUCUGUCUUCGUAUUCCGCAUAUGAGAAGUCCGCGGUAACUAUUUCGUUUUUAACUGUAGCUGCAGUAAAUAGAGGAUAUUGAGACUCAUACGAAAACUAUCAAGCUGAGUUCUCUUUUCGUUUCUUCGCUCGAAUUCCCAUAUUUCAUAGUUGCUGUGCCGAGAUCAGCUACUAGGUCGGCAAUUCAUUUCGAACCAAGCAAAAAAGUAAGGCACACGCAGGUAGCAAGUAGUACUUCUACUUCUGAGCAGCUGCGCUCCUUCGUUCGAGAUCUUCUUAUAAUUUUACAUAGAGCUCCUGAGGCUUUUUACACGAAAGAGAUGAAGCGCCUUAACGCGGUGGCGGGUCAUGUCGUCGGUGGUGGAUCCUCGAUAUCAAUCGCAAGAAAUUCGCGGCCUCGCCACGUAAAAAUUACAGCACUUUUCAUUCACGGUGCGACGAAAUAUUGUACUAUCAGCGUGCUCCUGAGAUUCACGAACCAAUUAUUUGUUGGCAUGAAGCAUCAUGUUCUAGCACCUAGAGGAAGCAGGCGGGGCGUGUCUCAUUUGCAUGACUAUGUCCUGCUUAUCUCCCACCUCCUCCUGAUAUUGUUGCAUUAGGAUUGGUUGAUCGUCCCUCUAGGCUAAUGAAUGAACAUCCGCGGUAGCCGCAGCUCUUUGUUGUAUCUGCACAGCUUCUGACAUGAAAAUCGAUGUUUCGAAUUUCGUAUGUAGGCAGCGCCAGAAGGAGGUGGAGGUGUAUUUCAAAAGCAUAUAGUCGUGUCCAAUACGCAUUCAUUCCGCUCUGCAAUGAAGUUCGUUGUGGCGACAAUGCAUUUGCAUCUGAUAUCCGACGUCUACCACGUGGGCGCCCGGCGGUAAUGGGAACGGUGGGAAGAAAGUCAAAGCUGUUUAUCCGAACAACGACUAAAUCCCAGCCGGAAGAUGAAAAGUUGCUGCCAACAUACAAAAUAUUAUAUUUUGAUGUAGUUGUGCAGAAACUGACACUGAGACAAUAAAAUGAUUGAACAUCAACACAAAGUACGAAAGUGAUGUAUGCUUAUGCAGGGAAUGCCCUUGUAAAAAAAAAAAAAAUGAGUAAAAAGGAAAGCGAUACUAGGGCGGGGGAGUUUUAUUUUUGCUUUUCCAACUGUCCGGGAUCAUUUUUUUGCAUGGAUGCAAUGGUGUGCGGUGCCGCGGGUGGGAUCGGGCAGCCGCUAGCUCUGCUGCUGAAGCAGGAUCCAAACAUCGACGAGCUUAGCCUCUACGACGUGGCGCCGGUGGUAGCAGGAGUCGCGGUGGAUAUCAGUCACAUUUCCACUCCAUGUCAAGUUGUCGGUGGCUACAAAAAGGGAGAGCUUGACGCUGCCUUGCGGGGCGCAGAUGUUGUGGUCGUGCCUGCUGGGGUACCGCGGAAGCCCGGAAUGACCCGGGACGAUUUGUUCAAGAUAAACGCUGGCAUCAACGCGGAUCUCGUAUCAGAAUGAAAAAAAACUAGCGCGUAGCAUUUAUUGUGGUUGUCUUAUGUAAUCAUGUCGGGGGCAAGGCAUUCAUAUGCGUUUGCCUUUGCCACGCAUGAUCUUCUUCACCAUUUUGUUUGUAUUUUUGCUACGCUUUAUUUUUUUUCCGCGAUAUAUUGCCACCGCCUGCGCAAAAAACUGUCCGAGCGCAAUGUUCUGUGUCAUCUCAAAUCCCGUGAACUCCAUGGUGCCGAUCUGGAAAGCGGUUCUUGCGAAACACGGUACGUCGUAAGCCUUAUAUCAUUUGAUAAUUUCUGAAUUUUUGCACGACUCCUUCACUGUUUCAUAAAUAAGUCGCUGCCUUCGCCGAAUACAAAAAGUGAAAGUUGGAAGAAUAGGCAACUAGUACAGCAGUGAUAUUUAUAAAGCGCGACGCUAGCGCUAGCGCAGGUUCCAAGAUUUUUCGUACUUCUCAGAAUCGAUGCUCGGCGUAGUGUUGCAUUUGUUUCUAAGAUCGGUGCCUGCGUAUGAUUGUCAUCUAUGAACUUUAGCAGCCUGCUUGUAAAUCAGAAAGCCGCACGAUAGACGAUACACCACAGGACGUUGAUUGAAAGCCCACACUCGUGGCAUUGCUUCGAUUUUUCGUAUAAAGUUAUCCUGUUCAUCUUGGUCCUCCGCAGAGCAUAUUGAAAUAUGCUGCAACUACAACAUCACAGGCUGUUACGAUAAGCGGCGACUUUUCGGCGUGACAACUCUGGAUGUCACUCGGGCCAACACUUUCGUCGCAGAGAAACUGAAAGUCGACGUGAAUUCGUGUGACGUGCCGGUCAUCGGAGGGCACGCGGGAACCACGAUUCUUCCGCUGCUGAGUCAUGUUUCUGGCCUAUGGUGAUGAAAACACUUUCGACCACGACGCUUUUCGCUGCCACAGGAAAAAAAUGCCCGCCGUCAUUUGUUCAUGGUCGCCGCGUUCGCGAUUAGAGACGGACGCUACAAUGCAUCUACUCUUUGUCUUUUCUUUUCUAGGUAAAAAGGUCGGCAUAGUACAUGUAUGCAUGGCGCGAGCGCGACGCUUUGACUUUUCCUGACAUGACAACAACGUGCGAGUCUUGCCACUACAUUAACCUGCCGCAACUCUACAGAAAACAAGGACCACAAGCACUACGUCUACGGCGACACCUACAGUUGAUUUUGAUGUAGUAAGCUCUCUCCUGCAACAAGCUGCACGUGCUUCUGCACACUUUAUGACUAUGACCUGCUUAGUGCUGUUGAGGAGUGUUUUAUCAUGUCGAAAAGUGCGCCUACCUCAACGCAAGAAAGCGGAAGUGCUUGCGAUGCCAGAUGAAAAUUUUUCAGUUGAAACACUCCACAUUUUGGACAUACCAGCAGCACAAAGACAAAUUUGCAAUCCAGAGUAACAAAGAUGUGCAUGUGCUGCGCUUUACAAAGUCCCAGCAACAUUUUUUCGACUUGCCAUUCACUUAAGAGGUCGUGCUUGUGGUCGUGCCCUGCAAGCCUAAAAUCCGGAGCAAAAAAAUUGGUCCUAGGUCUCUGGUGCAAGAAGUAGACAAAAGGUCAUCUAGGAAACUGCGCAUUACUAGCCUUUCGCACUUCUGGGAGCGAGGCAGGGGCACUUUUUUUUCAAAGUAAUAGACUUUCAGAUCGAUAUGGCAUUCCGGAUGCGGAGCUGGACGCGCUCACCAAAAGAAUUCAGUUCGGGGGCGAUGAGGUACUUAGAACGUUUUUCCGUAUAUCCUGGGUAACAACGUACCUUUCUCCCCCUUGCUAAGCUCAAGGUUGCAGGCUCAGGCAUGCAGCUUUGCAUGACAACACGCAUGGUUAUUUUUGUUUAGUACUACAGAAUUGACAUUGAAUUUUGUUGAUUAAUAGUUUUUUACCUAUGUCGGAACGGUGAGUGGUUCCGUUUUUUGUUUUUCUUUCUGUUUCAAAAUGAACUUGGAUCGCGACCUUUCCAAGAGUCCGCGCAAAUGUUCAAUGUCGAUUGUGGUGGAUGCGCAUCAGUAGAACGUCGAAAAACGGCAGGGGCAUGGAAACGAAAACGUCUGACUUCCAAUUUUUUUACGCUUUUUUUGCGCGCUCCUACCCACUUCGAAGCUUGUGCAUAUUAAGCCUGGUUUGACUUUACAACUCGCCCUCAUGAGUCGUGAAUGGUAAAAAAAAAUACAGGUUGUGAAAGCCAAGGACGGCGCUGGAUCCGCAACACUGUCGAUGUAUGGAAGUGCCAGGUGCGAAGAUAUCGUUCUUGUCAGUGUGCAUUUCAACCUCAUGGUGCAAGGGCAUCAAGUACAGAUGAGAUAGCGUUAGCGACGAUGACAAAUUAUAAAUAUAGCAUCAUAACACUUCUUUUUCUUAUUCUUUGCGAGCAGGAUUCUUUGCUCUUUACAUGUUGGCGUCAUUUUUUGCUUUGCGACGCGACGCGCAAGACAGCGCGGCCGCGGCGGGCCCCCGAGGCAGCUGCAAAUAAUAAUACGAUCGAUACUCAAUAAGAAUAAGCCUCGCACUGUGGGGUCUCCGAACUGCUUUAUGGUUGACAGACAGACUUGUGGCUUCUGAAGAAAGGCGCGAAUCAAUCUGUUGUCGAUUGGAGAAUGAAUUUUACAUGCGCCGUUGCAAUCAGUUGGCCGACGCGCAGCCGCCAUUUUUCUCUUUUUUCUUUGUGAAGCGACAGGUUUUUAUGGAUGACCUGGACGAUCCAGAGCUCUCUAGUAUAGAUACUCAUACCUUAGCGAUAGCGCUGUAAUCAUCAGUGGGUGUCGUGUUACUUGCUUAUCGUGGCCGUAAAAUUUUCUGCAUUGUAGUUUACAACUUGAACUUCUUUCUCCUCGAUUUUUUGCCGCCUGACACUUCCAUACACUGGCACACGCCGGUGCCGCGUUCACUGCGAAAGUCGCAGCUGCACUCAAGGGCCCACACACGCAGAAGGCUUGCGCAUUUGUGGAUUCCGAGAUUUACUCAGGCUGCGGCUUUUUUGCCUCUCCAGUGACUCUGAACACGAUGGGAAUCGCGGAGAUACAUACGUGCACCAUGUCUAUCAACUGAAGAGACACCUCCAGAACCUCGAGCCACCAUAGUGUCCAUAUCUGUGGCGCUCGCGCAGCUGGGGACGAUAGAUACAGACCACAGGAGGAACGACAGCGUCCAGCGCUGCAUAUGCUCUUACAGCCAGAGCGGCUGCUACUUUGUAGACGUGCCUACCAUCAACAGACGCGAAUCAUAUUAUUUCGUGUUGUAUUUAAACGUGUAGUACACUGCUAGUGCUGGUCCCUCUGGUGCCUGUUACGAUGUAUUUCUUUUUCUACUUGGUCAUCUAAUGCCUCUGGCCGCGGCUCUAUUCGUGUUUUAUCUGCAGGUCGUGCAGGCAAGAUGUACCAGGUAAGAGGCGACCGCGCAUCCGAGUCCGAAUCCAGGAAUUUGAACUUGAAUUUCCAGCUGCGCCGCAUGAUGAUGGGCAUAUAUGUAUUAUUUUCGAGGUGGAGGUUUUUCUCAUGCAUGCCACCCGACAGGGAGAAGCAACUCCUUGAUGCAAUGUUACCAGACCUGAAAGCACAGGUGCGCAAGGGAGAGGAGUUCGGCGCAACGCACCUCGCUACGACGAAUUGAGCUGUUGAAGUCGGAAUGUUGAAGAAGAAGCAUGUUCUUGAUGUUGAUAUACUUCAACUCGACGGAGAUGUAUUUCUACUAGCCCUGAUUUUUUACGGGAACGAGUGCUCACGCACUUCUGGUGUAGUGUCUUUAACACGUUGUAUAUCGUAAGCGCAUUGAAGAUUGCAGAGUUGGAGCUCCCACUCCCUGGUUCAUCAUCAGUGUCUUCAGUAUAUAAUUAUAAAAAGGAAGCUGCCAGCACAGACCUCCAUACUAACCUAGAAGGGCCUUCCUUGUUGUCCGUGUUGCCUUUUUGUCUCUAUUUAUAGAUAUGCAUACGUCUUACACUUACUUGUUAUUGUGAAUUAGGGCCGGAAUAUGGAAUGCGCCGCCACUUGUCACCAGAUCCGACCUGCCUUCGCCAGCGGACGUCGCGACUUUUUACAUCAAACUGCGGUCCCUGUCCGUCGCUGCAAAGGGUUUCUGGGUUUUGUGGGUUUAAUAUUUUUAGGUUUUCUAUUACUAUUUUGAUCUUGUUACACUUACUUGUUCAUCUUUGUUGAGAUGGAUGUCCUUUCAUCUACUUUUCGCACAAACAGCGAGGUCAAGCGCAACCCAUGGUAGUGCGUGCUGGCUACUGCUAUUCAUGUUCUUCAAUCAGAUUGAGACUCAGAAAAACUUCAAUUUUGUCAUCUUCGUCGUGAUUUCUUUGUAGAACGAGUGUCAAAAGGUGUACUCACCGCGAGGACCUCCAGUCCAUUGAGGUGAUCUCUUUCCCUCACGGCUUACUUUUAGAAGUUGAAGUGGCGCAAAAAUCCUCGGCGUUUUGGUUAACUAUAGUCACAACAUUUCUUGUUGUUGAAGACGAGAAAGUACUAUUUUGUUCUUGAUGUGGUCGCGGGCGACGCUGUGACAG
Molecule: messenger RNA, 5976 nt
Organism: Amoebophrya sp. A120
Lineage: Eukaryota; Dinophyceae; Syndiniales; Amoebophryaceae
Source: the annotation of a GenBank genome assembly